Pseudozyma hubeiensis SY62 is the source of this 1986-nucleotide messenger RNA. RefSeq names its product potential vacuolar protein. The coding region runs from base 1 to 1986 and encodes 661 amino acids. The transcript has a single exon. Lineage: Eukaryota; Fungi; Basidiomycota; Ustilaginomycetes; Ustilaginales; Ustilaginaceae. The record is from RefSeq and is a predicted model, not a curated record.
AUGGCACCCAAGUCGUCCUCCUCAGCAGCAUCGGCUGCCAAUCAUAGCCAGGACAGCGAGCGGCAGCCUCUGCUAGGUCCAGCGUCGGCUGCAUCCGACUAUAGCGCUAUUCCUCACGAGUCGGCGCCGCCCGCACCCCGAUCGAGGGGAUCGCCAUACUUGACGCUAUUCCUGCGAUUCUACUUUGCUGUGGGCGUGCUGCUCUUGCUGCCCGUCACAAUCCUGCUCAUUUUGCUCAUCAUCAACCUCUUCGAGCCCAUUCCGCUGCUCCUCCCGCCUCAUCGCUCGCCAGCGGUGUUGCCGCUAUGGUUCGGCCUCAUCUCGGUAUCCAUGCUAGGUCCUGGCCUGCUCUUCUUCGAGCUGGCAACCCACGCCACCAAUGUUUUCCAUCUCUUCGUCCUUUGCUGCACAGUCCUCGACGUCGUGCUGCUCCUCGCCGUGCCCGAGUUCCGCAUCACCCACUCCUACCUGGGCUUCACUUCGGUCGGCCUCUGCUUCCUCUCCACGCUCUGGGCGUUCCUCUCCUCGCACCAUCUUCAAAAAACAAGGAUCCCUUUCACCAUCAAUCCAGAUGUGGGCGCGCCCAUCGUCACCGAGGUUCCCCUCGCUCGAGCUCAGGCAAAGUGGAAGAGGCGUUUCAAGCUGAUCUGGGCCGUGCUUGGCUGCCUGGCUGUCGCUCUCGCAUCCGCUUUAGUCACCUUUGACUUGGUGCUCGACGCCGCCGACUCUGGCUUCAGGCCGCUCGGAAACCUCACCAUGGUACAUCCUACCUCACUCACAAAGCAAACGGUAUACCCGCAAGACCCCGCCGACGUCAAUCCGUACCCUGUCUCCUUCCGCCUUCAUCUCGCCUGCGAAUCCGCUCCCGCUCGCUCAGGCACCUCCAAGUCCCCCAACUCGUCGACUAUCGCGCCCACCGCUCUGGUAAUGUCGGAGCGUGGCGUAUCUGGCGUCGUCGCCGCACAAUUCCUUCGGGAGAUGGUGGCCAGAUCCAAUUCGAAUCUUGGCGGAGGGGACGACGACGGCCACCUCGCUCUCACUCGCGUGUGCUUUUGGGAUCGCAUCGGCUACGGACAUUCAGAUUUCGUCUAUCAGCCAACGUCGGUGCGAUUGCAAACCGAGGCACUUUACCAUGCCCUCCGCAAGCACGACCAGAUCGACCUCGACACUGCGUCCAAACGAUCGACACUCAAGAAGAAGAAGGGCGAUGGCGAAUCGCUCGGCAAGUUCAUGCUUGUUUCCACAGGUUAUGGUAACCUUUUCGCGCACGACUUUGCUGUCGAGCACCCCGAGCUCGUCCACUCGUUCCUCCACAUAGAUGCAGAGACUCCGGCGUCAUGGUACACCAACGUUGUCUCACGCGAUUCGGAAGCACGUGCUGGCUAUCUCGCCAAACGUCACGGACCGUUUGGCUCCCUUUUCUACGAUCUUCUGCCUGCUCUUGCAGAGCCAACCGGAAUCACACGCAUCAUCGGAAUGCUCAAGGGAAAGACAGUCGUCGACCGCAUUCUGGCUCCAGGACAGCGAGCACGCGCCGCACGUCAGCACGACAUGGGUGGCGGAGGCUGGCGAAUCUACGGCGCUGGAGGCGCCAACCCCCGGCUGCUCAUGUCGUCCUGGCUGGAGCGUUUAGACGCAAAUCUCGGAACUUUCAGCCCCAACUAUGCUCGUCUCAGCAAAUCAACCUCCGACUACCAGUCUCUCCUGACCAAACGGCCUGUUGCGGUGCUGUCCAGCUUCUGGAGAAUACAUGCCGAUGUCGACGGCUGGGGCGAGCAGCAGCGCGAGUCGUUGGUGGCACCAGCCAAGAAUAGCUCGACCUUGAUCGGCUGGUGGCGCGUAGGAGAUCGUAAAAAGAGAUCGGGCGGUGGAGACGAAGGCGGUCCCGCCGGAAUCUGCUCGACAAAGAUGGGCGUCAUCUUUUGCGAAGAGGCUGUUCGCAAAUUGAUCGCUGCCGGUCAAAUGUGGAAUUCGACAGCUGUAUGA